Brassica rapa (field mustard) is the source of this 3249-nucleotide messenger RNA. It is a transcript of the gene WRKY58, whose product is annotated as probable WRKY transcription factor 58. Gene Ontology annotation, molecular function: sequence-specific DNA binding; RNA polymerase II CTD heptapeptide repeat kinase activity; ATP binding. Lineage: Eukaryota; Viridiplantae; Streptophyta; Magnoliopsida; Brassicales; Brassicaceae. The record is from RefSeq and is marked provisional. Gene Ontology annotation, cellular component: nucleus; cyclin-dependent protein kinase holoenzyme complex. Gene Ontology annotation, biological process: positive regulation of transcription elongation by RNA polymerase II; protein phosphorylation.
AUGGCUGUUGAGGAUGAUGUAUCUUCGAUGAGAACAACGACGUUAGUCGCUCCAACAAGACCCACGAUCACAGUUCCUCAGAGACCACCGGCGAUCGAAACGGCGGCGUAUUUUUUCGGAGGUGGAGAGGGCCUUAGUCUAAGCCCAGGUCCACUUUCUUUUGUGUCGUCUUUGUUCGUUGAUAGCUUCCCUGACGUCUUGACUCCGGAUAAUCAAAGGACAACGUCGUUUUCUCAGCUUCUCGCCGGAGCUAUGUCGGUGUCUCCCGGAAGCGGACGUUCUACGGCGGGGAUGAUCGCCGGAGGAGGACCGUUGUUUACAAUUCCUUCUGGUCUCAGCCCUUCUAGUCUUCUCACCUCUCCCAUGUUCUUCCCUCCUCAGCAGUCACCAACUCAGACCGUCUUUAUUCAACCGCAGUCGCAACCAAAACGACCAGACUCAUUUCCUAACCAAAUGCCGCCAUCGACAUCCACGGCCGUGCAUGGCCGUCGAUCUUGUAAAGCUCCGCAAGCCGAUCGUUAUAAUAAUCCGGCGGCGAAUAACAACAAUACUAACCGGUCUUAUAACGUGGUGAACGUUGAUAAACCGGCGGAUGACGGGUAUAACUGGAGGAAGUACGGCCAAAAGCCGAUAAAAGGGUGUGAAUAUCCGAGGAGUUAUUAUAGAUGCACACAUGUUAAUUGUCCGGUUAAGAAGAAAGUUGAACGGUCAUCAGAUGGACAGAUCACUCAGAUCAUUUACAAAGGUCAACAUGACCACGAGAGGCCUCAGAACCGCCGUGGCGGUGGUGGUGGAGUUAGAGAUUCCGGCGAAAUUGGUGAUAUUCAUUACAUUGGUGGUGUAGGACAUAUAGAGUCUAGUGAUGAUAGUGGUUAUGCUAAUGAUCAUGACAAUGAUAAUGAUGAUGACAAUGAAGAUAUUCCAGGUUCAAAGAAAAGAAAAAUUGACGGGGGUGUGUCAACAACUCACCGGUCCGUGACCGAGCCAAAGAUCGUCGUUCAGACAAGAAGUGAAGUCGACCUCCUGGACGAUGGUUAUAGGUGGCGCAAGUACGGACAAAAGGUUGUCAAAGGAAACCCCCAUCCGAGGAGCUACUAUAAAUGUACAACAGCGAAUUGUACGGUACGUAAACAUGUAGAGAGAGCUUCUACGGAUGUGAAGGCUGUCAUUACAACUUAUGAAGGUAAACAUAACCAUGACGUCCCUGCCGCUAGAAACGGCACCGCCGCAAUCUCAGCCAUAGCGGGAACGUCCGAUCACCAUCGGAUUGUCCUCCCUGCGUUGGACCCGUUUACCCGUCCCGGGUCGAUACUCACGCCGCCCGGAAACUUUCUGACAAUUAGUUCAUCCAUCAUGGGUUGCUUCAACUCCAAGCAUUCUUCUCCUCCUCCACGCCCUAUCCGCCGCCGUUCAGACACCGCCGCCAACCGAGGCCAUCCCCAAAACACCCACAAACCCCAUGUCCUUCCCACUCCGCCAUCUCACCGCCGUGUCGUCAACUCAUCUCCUAAAAAGCAUCGCAAUAAUGACGAUGACGCUCCAAGAUCGAAGACGACCGGAGUUAGCCUUAGAUCGGGAUUGCCGCAUGGAAAUGUAGAGGCUGAGCAGGUGGCUGCUGGUUGGCCUUCAUGGCUCACCUCCGCCGCACCGGAGGCCGUUCAUGGGUUGGUCCCAUUACGUGCAGAGGACUUCGAGAAAAGAGAGAAGAUUGGGCAAGGGACGUAUAGCAACGUGUUCCGGGCUUGUGAGGUAUCGACGGGACGAGUCAUGGCUCUAAAGAAAAUAAGGGUUCAAAACUUCGACACAGAAAACAUAAGAUUCAUAGCAAGAGAAAUCAUGAUUUUGAGAAGGUUAGAUCAUCCAAACAUCAUGAAACUCGAAGGUAUCAUCGCCUCACGGAACUCAAACAGCAUGUACUUUGUGUUUGAUUACAUGGAACACGAUCUCGAAGGCUUAUGUUCAUCUCCUGACAUCAACUUCACCGAGGCACAGAUAAAAUGCUACAUGCAGCAGCUUCUGUUGGCAGUAGAACAUUGUCAUUUACGAGGGAUCAUGCACAGAGACAUUAAAGCAGCAAACAUUCUGGUGAAUAACAAAGGAGUUUUGAAGCUAGCUGAUUUUGGACUAGCCAACAUUGUAACACCAAGAAACAAGAAUCAGUUAACAAGUCGGGUUGUGACGCUAUGGUACCGUGCACCUGAACUUCUAAUGGGUUCCACGAGUUAUAGCGUGUCGGUCGAUCUUUGGAGCGUGGGUUGUGUAUUCGCCGAGAUUCUUACCGGACGACCACCUCUUAAAGGAAGAACAGAGAUUGAACAACUUCACAAGAUUUAUAAACUAUGUGGAUCACCAGAUGAAGAACUUUGGAGAAAUAACAAGCUUCAUCCUCAAACUAAAAUGUUUGGACAACAACAUCAAUAUGAAGGUUGUCUAAGAGAAACAUUUGAGGAGUUUCCAAAAACAGCAGUUAAUCUUCUGGAGAAUCUAUUUUCUAUUGAUCCAGAGAAACGAGGAACUGCCUCUUCUGCUCUCAUGUCAGAGUACUUUAAUACAAAGCCUUACGCUUGUGAUCCAUCGACAUUACCUAAGUAUCCUCCUAACAAGGAAAUGGAUGCUAAGUACCGUGAAGAACUGCAACGAAGGAGAAGAGCAACUAUAAAGAAAAGAGAUAACUUGGUAUCCAAGAAAACGGGGAAAUCACGUAGAACAAUCAAAGACCCUCUUAGCAAGUUACCAACCCAACAGGAAGCGAAGAAGGAAGCUGAGACAGAGAUCAUUGUCCAGACGCCAUCUGAGACAUCUCAAGCGACCACUCGAAGCGAGUUUCCGUACACUGCUCUAUCUCAAGCCACGGCGCCGGCAAGCGGGUUCGCAUGGGCUGGAGCUAAGAAGAGGAAAGAAAACGACGCAGCUUCGACGCUGACAUAUAAUCAGCCUGCGGGAUCCGCGAGCCACGUGAGUGGUAUGAGCAUGGCUUUUGCUAAGAACACAUUCGGGCUAACAAUAAACGAGAACCGACCAUUUCUUAGGCCACACGUUUCUCUAGACUCCUCUGGUGAUAUCUUGUUGUACCCUAACGCGCAUCACAAGAAAGAAGAAGAUAAUAUGAGUCAACUAAAUUCGGAUUUGAGGAAUGUUGGGGCGAAUCCAAAGAUUUUUCAAACCAAUGGGAUGAAUGAGAUAUUAAGGAGAACAGAAAGUGAUGCAAGAGUCGCUGUUCGAAGACCGCCACGGAUAGAAAGAGGUUAA